AUGGCAGAAGCCGUAGGCAUUGCCCUCAGCGUCCUCCCCAUCGUCAUCUGGGCCCUGGAAAAGUACUCGGAGCCCCUCGACGCCUACAGCGACUACCACAACGCCAUCGGCACGCUGCAGGCCAACCUGCAGAUCCAGCGGAUGCACCUCGAGGCCACCUUCCAGAGCAUCGGCCUGCGCCACCCGACGCCGCGCGAGCUGGCCGAGUGCCUCCGCCAGCGGUUCCCGCUCCACCAUCGCGAGAUCGCCUUCAUCGUGCGCCAGAUGGACGAGAUGAUGCUGGGGAUGAUGGAGGGCCUGCAGGUGGACAUGAGCCGGAAACCCCUCUGGACGACUCACGAAUCCCCCGAAAGAAUCUCCUGGGAAUGGCGCCGCGUCAAACGCAGCUUCCGCACCAAAAAGUGCGACAAGAUGAUCCGCGACCUGCGCAGCUGGAACGACGACCUGCGGCACCUCGUCCAAAGCGCAUCAGCAGCAGAAACGCUUCCCACAGACGAAAAGAGCUACGCCAUCCAGAGAGUGAGGAGGCUCUACAACAGGGGCAACUGCGAGUCCGUGCGAACGACUCUCCGGUCUUUGCAUCGCGCGCUGCAGGCGGUGUUGUUGAUGGGCGAUGGUCAUGGUGGUGGUGGCGGAGGAGAGUGUCAUCAGGUUUGUAUCGAGCUGAAUAGUCUUCAUGCGGGAGGGUUUCCUCUUUUGACUUUUCGAGUUGGGGUCUUGCAUGAGUCGCCGGAUGGGAGGGAUAGCGCUGCUUGGAAGUUAUUCUAUGCUGCGGGUGAGGCAGCUCAACAACAGAACCCGGCAUUGGACUCACAGCCAUAUUCGUUCUCAUCAAGGCCUUCAACGCUUCGAUCAAGACGCGUAGAAGACACAUCAAUCACAUCAACCCCUUCAAUCCCCCCAAAGCCCAUCAUCCCCAGCCCUCCCCCCAUCACCAACCUCUACAACGCACUCCUCUCCCCCUCCCACACAAAAGAAGUCUUCGGCUCCCUCAGAGACCCAACCCCCGCCUCCCCCCACGAAGGCAUCUUCUCCCUCAGCCACCUAUCCCGAAACCACGACAUCAUCAUACGAGAAAUCUCGCUCGAGAAAAUCAUCGCCACAGAGUCCCAGCGCGUAGCACCCGCCGUCCAGCCCCUCUCCGCCAAACGCCGAUACGGCAUCGCCGCCUCCUUAGCCUGGGCAGUGCUCUACCUCGCGGACAGCCCCUGGCUACCACAAGGCCUGGACAGACACAAAGUCAAGCUCUUCCUCCAAAGGAAACAAGCCAACGGCUUCAUCAGCCUCUCCGAAAAAGCCUACCUCGCAUCUCCCCUCUCCAAACCAAAGACAACAACACAAUUGCCCUCCCCGGCAUCAUCAUCCACUUCCCUCCGCCAAACAACAAGCCCCAAAAGCCUCAUCUUCGACCUCGGCAUCCUCCUCAUCGAACUCGCCGUCAACCAGUCCUUCAGCAAAGAGUCGCUCUCCGCCAUCCUCCAGCACGACUACCGUCCUCUGAAGAACUAUCUGGACCGCGUGGAGCAAGAGGCGGGUAUUUACUACUUUAACGCCGCGCAGCGGUGUGUGUACGGCGUCUUCCUUGCGGAUCAGGGACAGAUGGAUUUUGAUCUGGACAAGUUCCAGCAUGAGUUUUACAGCACCGUCGUUGCGCCUCUGCAGGCGACGUAUGAGGGUCGGUAG
Messenger RNA from Trichoderma citrinoviride, 1683 nucleotides. RefSeq lists its product as hypothetical. NCBI's taxonomy places the organism in Eukaryota, Fungi, Ascomycota, Sordariomycetes, Hypocreales, Hypocreaceae. The record is from RefSeq and is a predicted model, not a curated record. The transcript is spliced from 3 exons. Bases 1 to 1683 code for a protein of 560 amino acids.